Messenger RNA from Ostertagia ostertagi, 1053 nucleotides. The record is from the annotation of a GenBank genome assembly. Lineage: Eukaryota; Metazoa; Nematoda; Chromadorea; Rhabditida; Trichostrongylidae.
AUGAAGAGUUUUUCGAUGCUUCCUCUGAUUUUGUCGACAAUUCGGCAGGAGCCGUUACUGAUGACAUCUUCACUGCAUGAAGAUCAACUCAACGGCAAUGGCAUGCUGCCGGAUGAUUCGGGAAUUUCUGUCGUACGAAAUUGUAUGACUCAAUCGUUGAUGAAGGUGGAAGAGGAGACGCCUGCAUCUCAGCUCAUUGUACAAACAACCGCCAGCAGUAAACCUGUUAGGGCGAGUUCUGUCAGUCCACGGCCGACGACUACUUAUGCCGCAGAAACUAGACCCGUUCCAGCAACAGUGCAGAACACAAUUCAAACGCAUACAGUACCUUCAAGAGGUUCCACGGAAAGUAUCGACCAAUCACGCGGUUUUACGCCCGCCAUAACACCGCUUUCAUCACGUUCUCGGACUUCUACUAACAGUAGACAGCAGACGAGACUUUCUCGACCAACCUCUGCUCUGCGACCGCUGGCUAAUCAUCAUCGUACAUCGGAACAUACGACACAUACAGUGGGUGCGAAUCAGAGUCAUGGAAGUGCGACUGCACGCGUGCCCAACCCGAAAGCUCAGUUACUACAAGCGCUGAUAUCAACACCUACAGCAAAUCACAAGGAAAGAGAUCGAAACAGCAACAUUCAACAUACUCCCGAACACUUGAACUCGUUGAACAAUCGCCCAUUCUCGGCACCACGUCCUUCGCCCCAGGCCGGCACUGAUAUACCGGAUUUAGCUGCUUUACAGGAACUCGCUAGGCAACAAGAGGAAGCUUUACGACAGGCCGUAGAACGGCAGCAGCAUGGUAAUGUUGAGCGUAAACAUUCAUGGCAAAACGACGUAGGUUCGAGAAGUAUGCAUUCAUCGGCUGGUUCACUUGUCAGUAGCAAAUCGGCGGAUAUGUCCUCACUCCACAAAGUGAACGCGAAUACGAAAAUCCCUGGUCCGACACGGCUUCCUAGGAAAACUGGAAUUCCGGCGCCUGCUAAGAGAGUUGGAACUCCUGCACGCUGUGCUUCGGCCAUCCCGCAGCCUGCCGCCGACGAUGAAUGCUUCUGA